Messenger RNA from Columba livia (rock pigeon), 3650 nucleotides. RefSeq lists its product as uncharacterized. Bases 222 to 2915 code for a protein of 897 amino acids. The record is from RefSeq and is a predicted model, not a curated record. NCBI's taxonomy places the organism in Eukaryota, Metazoa, Chordata, Aves, Columbiformes, Columbidae. The transcript has 22 exons.
AAGUAAAUGAACAGGUGACAUGAAUUAUAGGUCUGCAGUUAAGAGGGUAAACAGCUGAAAAUUAGUUUCAUCAAUAUAAAGGUGGCAGCUUUUCUAUUUAAUCUAAGAUACUAAGGAGUCAGAAAGGCUUUGAUUUCUAGGCAAAGUUAAUAAAAUCAAUUUUUGUUUGUGUAUAACUAUAGAAGAAAGAGCAUCAUAGGUAGAGGAGGAUCAAAUGGGCAAUGGAGCUGAGUUUGAUGCAGAGGUUGUUACUAAUAGGAAUGUUAAUCUCUGAAAUAUGGACCCAAGAGCAAUCAGGACUCAUGAGUUCGGAGUGCUUGGGGAACCUUUUGCGUAUAACGUUGAGUGCUGAAUAUUUUAAGGACAAACACUUAACUUUUUCUGUUGUUGAUCAAUCUGGUGUAGCCUGGGAGCUGGAUGAGGCCAUGGCAUCACAGUGUGGCUAUUUAGUAACUCACAGCAAUUGGAGUAGCAUUGAGUUCCGAGCUUCUGCACUAAGCUGCCAUUCUCACUUAGUGAAAGAUGUAUUCACAGUAACUAUACAAAUCAAAUCAUCUCGUACUCCUGAUAUGAAAAAUGUUAGAACUCAUCUGAAAAGUGCAAGUUGCCCUUAUGGUCUGUGCAAUACCAGAGAGUUACUAUGUGAAAGUAACUACAUGGAGGUUUCUGUCAGGAGGGAGGUUCCACAGACUGUAAAAAACUUUGUUCAAGAUGAACCUGAGGACUGGACUUUUGCCUUUCCAGAGGCAAAAGCACAAGAAGCCUCAAUAUGGCAAACAGUGUUUCAUCAGCCAGAGAAAAAGAAGGCUUUUCUUGUAAGCGAUGCUUGGAGUGCAGGUUAUGGACUCAACACCACAGACACGAGGGUUCUGCUGCGAAUACCACACACUGCUGCGUCAAUUCAGCUGGUCGAGGCUCAGGGAAUUACCUUUUCUGUGGUGAGAUCAAGUACAUUUUACAAAGAGCGAUGGAUAAUCCUGAUGGUGGAUACUUCUGUGGCGUGUCCUGUAGAUGGUGUGGACUACACUAACAAAACAAUCAUCUGGACUGUUCCAAAAUAUAUUCAACUGCUCUCUACUGCAGCAACGAGUUUUAAGGAUGUGCUUGUUGAAGCUGGUGUGGAUCUACACAAACUUUCUGCCAAAGAAAUGGCUUCCAGGAAAUAUGUGUUAUUGAAUGACUUUAAUGCAAUUACAGUGAAGAUACCAAUAGGUGCAGAAGGUGGCUAUUAUAAGACUUCUGUGAGCAAUGGACAGCAUGGGACAAAAUAUGCCAUUAACUUGUUCUUGGAACAUCAGUGGGAAGAUAACAAAUGGGGACGAACAAAAUAUACUAUCAUCAAGGAAAUAGAAACACCAUUUGAAGAAGUAGAACUUGCUAUAACCAACAACUCCAAUCUCAGUGCAAGGCUAAUGAAUGUGACAUUGGGAAUGUUCCUCCCAGAUGUGGAGCUUGUGAACUUAACCAUUGAGGGGGCAACUGUUGCUGUACCUGAAGCUGUUCAGCAUGGAUAUCAAACAUAUGAGAUCAAAUAUGCUAAUGGAAGCAAAACCUAUGUAAUCCAAGUCCCAUUUGAUGCACCAAGCAUUAAGAAAGAGUACAUGAAAGUGGACAUGAGAGCAUACACCCUGAAUGUCACACUCACAUUCAUAACUCAUCCAACAAGUGACACCUUCAGUGUCCCAGUCAUAGCAGUGUCAGCUGUUAAAGAUGCAGUACUACCCAGUGCAAGAGGAUUUUGUGAUGGGAGGAACCUUCAUCUCGUCAUCACUCGUGGGAAUGUGGACCAAAACUGGCUGCCCUUCAUCUCAGACUGGAACCUCACCCCGGAGGCUGUGCAGAAGUACAAUUACAGCCUGAGGGACAAUGGCACUCACUUGGCAAUCUCUGUUCCUUUCCUUUCUUCCCAUCUGAACUACGAGGUUUUUCAUACUUCUGGAAUAAAGGCUUCACUCUACUUAACCUUGAAGGAUGGCAACACCUUGGCUAAUAGAAGGGAUUUCUCAAUUUCCUGCAGAUUUUCACCUUCAGCGCUAAUACAGUGCCUGCCCAAUGGCACUGUGGUUAUUACUGCAGUAAAAGUAGCAGGAAUUGCAGACCUGGACACCAGGCUGUUUGUCUUAAGGGAUAGACUGUGCAAACCCAGUCUGGUGACAGAGAAGACUGCAACCUUCAAGUUCAAUGUGAACACUUGUGGAACAAGUAGAAAGUUCAAUAGCACAACUAUGACAUAUGAAAAUGAUGUACUCUAUUUCAGACCUGGCAAUGAUACACCAGUAUACCAACUGAAAUUUGCAUGCUUGUAUGCAAUCAAGCAGACUGUCGAUGUCCAAUAUGAAUCUAAGAAGAACCCACCACCCAGUAUUAAGCCAGGGUUUGGCUAUCUUGAUCUUUCAAUGAAGCUUUUCAAAGACAAAUCCUAUUCAGAGUCCUACCAGAAACUGGAAUAUCCUGUGGUAAAAUACCUGAGAGAAGCACUGUAUUUUGAAGUUGAACUGUUCCAGCCUAAAGAUGAGAGGUUGGAGCUAAACCUGGAUGACUGUUGGGCUACAAACUCCCAAAGCCAGGACAGCCUUCCACAGUGGCCCAUCCUUAUAAAUGGAUGUGAAAACAGCAGAGACUCCUACAGAACUGUCUUCCAUGAAGUUGAUUAUAGCCUCAGAGUAAAAUUUCCUCAGCACUUAAAGAGAUUUGAAGUGAUUAUGUUCACCUUUGUACAAGGCACAACUCUGUUACAAGAGCAGCUGUAUUUCCACUGCAGUGUGAUGAUAUGCCGCACUAUGCAGACAAAGACUUCAGGCUUUCUUUGUCCAAGGAGAUGCAAUCCCGGGAGACACAGAGUUGACCGCAGUGCAGAGCCACAUCCACAUGGGCAAGUGUCAUCUGGAGCAGUACUUGUUAGGAAAGAGAACUAGCAGAGGUGAAGACACUGACUUCUGGCAGAGACUAAACAAGAACUAUUUCGUUUUAUGAAGCUGUAGUUAAGUGGUCUAAGCAAGCGCAGCAUGCCCAGUUGUACAAGCAAGGACAUCUCAGAAGUAUCUACUGGGAAAAUAUAUUGAUGGUGUCUACUGAAAAAAGGGUUAGCUAACCAGUAUGGAUGUAUCUUUAAGUUAGGGUGUGCAGUGUCAAACUCCUUGUCUUUUGUGUGACUUGCCUCUGACCUAGUCUGCUCAGCUGACAUGUCCAAAACCUGUGUCUAGUCACUUUGCAGUUGGAAGCAGCUGUUUUGGGGUAGGGAGGAGAAAGGUGGCAACAGGUGUGAAGUCAAUUGUAAAACACUUUGAGCCUUUUUUUAUAGCUUCAGUUUGUGAACAAAGGGUUGCAGGGAGCUUAAUGUCAGUAAGAGAAAGUGUUUUUCAGAGCAAGAUGGGGAUGAACAUAUUUGAUCCUGUAGUGGUUAUUGACAGAAAAGCUGUAAACUGUGCAGAGCCACAACACUGUUGUGAGAUCCAAUGUCAAGUUGCUUUCCCUUGUUUGGGGGAAAUAAUGUACGGGUAACCUUUGUAACUGUUUAGCUGAGUCAGUGAAGGAAAAAAGCUUUUAGUGAAGACUUGUAGUAACAGUAACCAUAACACUUUGUGAAUAGAAUCCAUGUAUUAAGAAUUUUUCCUUAUUAAAGAACAUGAUCCUUAGGACCUCCUGUCAGA